Molecule: messenger RNA, 5252 nt
Organism: Odontomachus brunneus
Lineage: Eukaryota; Metazoa; Arthropoda; Insecta; Hymenoptera; Formicidae
Gene: B-H2
Product: homeobox protein B-H2
Exons: 3
Coding region: 1711-3267 (518 amino acids)
Biological process (GO): regulation of DNA-templated transcription
Molecular function (GO): DNA-binding transcription factor activity, RNA polymerase II-specific; DNA binding
Source: RefSeq, a predicted model, not a curated record
UUGCUUCAGUUGGGAUUGGCGGGAUACUUAACACCAACGUAUCGGAUUGGCUAGGAGCGAUUUGAAGUGGGGUUAGCGCGGGGCGUUCCUCAAACCCGAUAUGGCCGCCCAGGAACGAGUGGAGGCGCCUGGUGUCUUCAGUAAGGACAGACCAGUCGAGGCAACUCGAUGCACACGCACGCCUCGUGCCACGAAUACGUCCUCAACACUGUCAGAUCAUUCGGAGUGGUUCUACUUCCGGUGGACAUUACGGUUACUUUCGCGAAGAUCGAUCCCCACCCCGGGCCUGCACAAACGCGAUCGUCCGAUUCGCGAGUUGGAGAUGCCAGUCUAAUCGGUUGGACCGAAUACCCGUUUGAAAAGUCUUAUGUGGUUCGCCGUGACGAGCAGUCAAUCGAGAACGAGCUAACAGACAUUCGUCUAGAUUCGAUUCGACUCUGCCAAGUGUCCGGAUGAUCUCACGCAGCCACGUGAUUGACUCGGUGACAGUGCGAUUUGAAGGAGAGAACAGUGUCGACAGACUGUAACGGUACCACCCAAUCUCCAGUCGUUUCGAGAUCCGUGAGCGUUGAUGAACGCUUCACCGCAGGAGUGAUCAAUUCAGGCACGUGUGACAGGCGAGACCACGAUAAGCCGCGGCUAAACAUAGACUCUCGAGAUGGACGUAAACUAGAUAGAUCGAUCGAGUGACGGUGUUGAACUGAUCAGACCCUGAUAGAUGUGAUCACCCCCUCCCAUAUCCAUUGAUCCGGCACGCACGACACAGUCGCGAGCUGACAGGAUAACGCGAAGGCGCGCCAACAUCUAAGAAUUCUUCCUUAAAGGUCCCGUCACAUUAGUUUCACGGUUAAACGACCGGCUGGUGAACACGCGCAGUAGGGGGUCUUGUUUCCAUUCGUGGACAAGGCGCGCAUCAUCAUCCCACCGACGCGUAAUCGCGCAAAAGUGAGAGGAACGCGCGGGGUCUUGUAUAAAAAAUAAUUAAUAAUUGAACGAGCAAGGAAAAGGAGAAAAAGGAAAGCGGAAAUGGCCGGCGGCUUCGCUCUUAUGCGCGGCAAUUAUGUUAAGUGGCCAAUUAGCAAUUAACCAGGGAGCCGAGCCGAGCGGCCCCUUAAUUGCGCUUGGGAAGAAGGUGGUGGCGGAGGUGGAGCGACCAAGUGAACGGGAGGAAGUGCAAGGUGCAUACGCAUCCCGUGAAUAUCUGUCUCACGCGCCAUUUACUCCAGAUUUGCGCCGGGGGAUUCUCGCCGAUCUGUAUCCCAAAUCGUUCUUUGACUUUUGCACAGUUGGACGGUUCUGAUACUUAAGCGAGAUGAAUCACCGAGUUCCCGAAGCGAGAUCUCUCCUAAUUUACUGAAACGUUCGCGAGUGCGUUCGUGUCCUCGGCGCGAUCGCGCGAAAGGAGCCUGCCUCGACUCUGCCGUCGGGAAAAAUCCGAUCCCCACGGAAUUCGGGAUCAGCAUUUCGGAGAUGCCGGGUAACGCGCUAGUCGUACACGCACGAGGGGAGGAGGAGUGAAUCCAAGGGCCGAGGUAUACCGGGAAUACAGUGAAGUGAAGUUGACACAGUGAGAGGGCGCGAAUUCCUGGCGCAGGCUACGUCGUCACCGUCGGCAAGAUUCUGUCUCCCAGGUACCGGGCGAGUCCUGGGGUGGCGACAGAGGCACCUGCAGGUGCCCGUAGCCCGAAGGAACCACCUGCGUCUACCGUGAUGACGGUCCAUCAUCAGCAGAACCACCACGUGGCCGCUCUCAGUGGCGUCGCCGUGGCCAAUAACGGACUGAAUCUCAGCAGGAUGUCCGGCCUGGAGGCACACCGGCUGGAAAACAUCGUCGACCGGAACGGCGUCGCCGUCGAGCGUCUCUCCAACGGUCUGGACUCGCGUAACAACAAUUUAAAUAAUAACAACGGCCUGGAGAGGGGCGACGCCUCGACGACGAUGCCGCAGAGAUCGAGGUUUAUGAUCACCGACAUCCUGGGCGGCGCGUCCAGCAAGAUGCACCAGACCGGACUGCCUAGCCAGGAGCCACCCGGAAGUCCACCCUCGACGCCGCGAGACCUCAGUGUCAGGCAUCAGUCCAGAACGUCCUUGAGCAACAGCAAUCUGGACGAGGACAGCGACGCCAGCCACCACGACGGCGCUUCCGUUACUUCCAAUGGUGGCAAAGAGGAUGAUCCUAAAAGCUCGUCCUCUAGUUCCCUGGGUUCCGCGCAGAGUAAGAAGCAGCGUAAAGCGCGCACAGCUUUCACGGAUCACCAGCUUCAAACCCUCGAGAAGAGCUUCGAGCGGCAAAAGUACCUUAGCGUUCAGGACAGAAUGGAACUGGCGGCGAAACUGCAGCUGACGGACACGCAAGUGAAAACGUGGUACCAAAACAGAAGAACGAAAUGGAAGCGACAGACGAUCGUGGGUUUCGAGAUCAUGGCCGAGAACAACUUCGCCGUGGCAGCCUUCCAGCAGCUAUACGGCAGCGGCGCGGCGACCAUACCUGCGCAUCCCGCUGCCGGGCGCUACUGGCAAUAUCCCGGCGCGCAUACGUUACCUACGAACGGAUUUUUUUAUCAGCAGGCCUCGGCGGCGGCGACUUUGCAGAAACCGCUCCCCUAUCGUCUGUAUCCGCCCACGAUGAUCCUAGCGGGACCGAGCAAUCCUUUGGGCUCUUUGACGGCGAGCUCCAGUCUAUCCUCCCUCAGCAACUACUACAGAGACAGCCCGGAAAUGGCCGACGGCCGGGACUCUUCGAGGAAGAGAGAGAGGAGCAAGAGUCCGGAGUCGAGGGACAGAUCGCCGCCCAGAAAGUCGGCGAGGUUGUACCCGUUGCCGAUGAUGCAGGCGGGGCCCAGCAAUCCUCUCGGCACCCUCACGGCGACCUCCAAUCUCCCCAACAUGAACAACUACUACAGGGACAGUCCGGAGCUGGUGGAGGGAAGGGAGAACAUGGAUAGGUCGAGGAAGCAGGAGAGGAGCAAGACUCCGGACUCCAGCGACAGAUCACCCCUGAGGAAGGACGCGCGAGCCUAUCCCUCGACGAUGAUCCAAGCGGGUCCCAGCAACCCUCUCGGUCCUCUCGCUACGGCCGGCUCGAAUUUACAGAACUUGAAUAACUACUACAGAGACAGCCCGGAGAUGAUGGACAGCAGGGAAGGUAUGAACCGGGCGCGGCAACGGGAGAGGAGCCAGAGCCAGGACAGAUCGCCUAUGCAAAGAGAGGAUAGUCCUCGGAGUAUAAGGGCUGAUAGCGACGAAGAGAGCAUACACGAUAUCUAGGACAUGGAGGUCUCUUGUGUCGCCAAUGGCGUGUUUGAAGCGCCGCACUGUGACUAUGAACAAGAAGAGGAAGAGGAGGAGGAGAAAGAGAAGGAUAACAAGUACGUCGCGCGGCAAGAUUAGGAAACGCAGCGAUCUCCUCGUGACGACGAUGCCGACGCGAAUAAAGCGAGCGAACGAAGAAGAGUCGACGCGUUCUGGCGAAUAUUUCACUAGAUCGAGAGAAGCGUGUGACUCCUCUUAAGAGGUCCUCGUGAAUCGGGCAGCUACCCAAGUUUAAGAGAUAGAGAGAGAGAGAAAGAAAGCAAGCCUGUGCACAACCAUCGCGAAGCAACAUCAAGACGAAUUUAGCGCCAACGAUCGUCGGACAAUUCCAGACGAGAUAACGAGAUCGCUCAAAUUUUAGCAGCUACUGCGCCAAUAGUUUGCGGAUAAGAAUCAACGGCGACUCCGGACGUAAAUAACCGAAUCGAUCGCGGAGGAUUCGUAGAUCGAUUGAUAACGCGAGCACUUAUGUAAUCCUGGAAGGACAAGUUGUCCUUGGGAACUAUGCAGUUCGGGCGGUCCGAGUCGCGCAGCUACUGCGAAUGCAAUCGAGAAAGCGAGUGCAGCCGAUGCAAUGAGACUGUGUUUGACAAGUUAUACGCCCAGAUCUACAUAUAUGUAUAUACAUAAGCAGCGAGAAGCAGUACCGCACACACGUAGAAAUUGUUGGACGUUAUCGCGGCCAUUUUUCGGUCCGGCGGGGAAGCUGAGGCAGCUUCAGAAGCCGAGGGUGAUCGAGAGAAAAGAGAGUGACUUGAGCUCGCGACAGUCGAAGAAAGCGAGUCGACGGAAUCAGAUGCGCGAACGGAACGCACACGGCGGCCGAUUUCGUGAGGUAGAACAGGAAGUGACAUAGCACGGGACGUCCGGGAUUUUGUAGAUAAUGAGAGCGAGCAGGAAAUAUCGUGCGGUUAACCGAACUUUGUGAUUUGAGCGCCCAGUGAAUGGCGGCUCGCCGCGAAACAGUAUAUUCAGCCUCGAUGCAAGCCCCAACGCGUAGAACGAAACUGACGAAAAUAAAACUAAACUGCGCGCUCUCCCCGAAACGGUUGUCCCCUCGGGCAAAAUGGAAAGACUCGUUGCUACUCAUACGUCGUUCGUGUUCGUUAUUUCAUUUCCACUCUUCCGUGCAGAACGCGACGAUCGGCCGGUCGUUCGGAGGGAGCACUUAUUUCCCGAUACUCUUAGGCAACUUAUGGAGCGAAUUUUAUUUACGUUUACGUGUUUCACUUCGAGCGCAAUUGCCGCGCUGAUUGUACUGUGAUAAUUUUUAUUUAACGACCGCGCGUGUGGAGCUGUUGUUGCUUAAUUUUAUCGCGAUUUUUUCCUUUUUCUCACAUUUAAUGAGUCACGUACACUCGGAGCGCACGUUUCCAUCGAUUAUUGAGGGUUUCUUUGUAGAAUGUCGCGGACUGUCGCCCCGGUGUCUAAGUACGAACAAUGUAGCGCGAGCGGCGUAUCGCGACGACUAUUUGCCAAAAUUCGCACCGCGCGCGCGAUUCCUUUAAUCUCACAAUUUUCAACAAAACACCCGCCCCGUCCCGUUCCCCCCGACGCCGGGAAUUAAAAGGAUUCAUUCAUCUGCGAAGAAACCAAUCAAUAUUCAUGACCGAAACGAAAUUCAGCUUUCCCAAUUUACCGACGUACAGUCAAUCCGGCACUGUUAUAUCGCCGCGCAGAUUAACCCGAUCCGUUUUUUGUGGCGAGCACACUACGAGGAACCAUACAGCGGUCGGAGGACCGUGGACGCUUUCGUGCGUCCGGGACGGUUACGAGUCGCGCCAGGAAACGAGCCAAUCGCGGGCGAACGCGAAUCUACAAUUAAUAUGACAUUAGAGGGGACCUGGCCGCGGGGGAAGAAAUCUAAAAUGACACGAAAUUACACGCGAUUGCCGCGAACGACAAAAAAGAAUGGGGCAAGAGGGGGCGGCAUCGGGGCA